This is a messenger RNA of Cucurbita pepo subsp. pepo (vegetable marrow), 1848 nucleotides long. Lineage: Eukaryota; Viridiplantae; Streptophyta; Magnoliopsida; Cucurbitales; Cucurbitaceae. The record is from RefSeq and is a predicted model, not a curated record.
AAUUAAUAAUCCAAAGCAUUUUGCACAUGAUUCUAUAUUAUAUUGUGGGCCACAGUUUGAGUGAGCAACACAAUGUUUUAUGUAUAUAUGAUUGAGCAAGCAGGGCAUCCACAUCCCCAAAAUCACUGGCUAAACAAGUUGAGAGAAUCGUGAGCAGAGAGGUUCCCCUGAGCCAUGGAUGCUAGUGCUUGUAGCUGCAACAGCGGCUUCUCCAACAGUUAUAUGCUUCUGAAGCCGGAAGAGGUGAAGUUCUUUGAUCUGUUACGCCUUUUGUUUUCCAGCAACCUCAAGAAGAGAAAAUUCGUGGAUUCCACUUCCGCCAGAGAGCACAACUUCUGGCACAGAUUCUUCAUCUUUCUCUCUAUCAUCGUCCUGAAGCUCCUCCGAUUCUUUGCCAAACCACUCGCCUUGCUGGGCUUCUUCCUCGAGUCCUGGCUCAACUUUAUCUCCGCAAACGGUGGCUUUUCCGGCAUUCUCCUCAACAUCUUACGAUUCAAGUUGAUAAUACCGGACAGCUCAUCGGCGGAGUACUUGUCAAUCAUUGGUCACUUGGAUAGCAGAGUAAGAUUGGACGAAAAAAUAAAGGCAGGUGAUGUCAACUACUUUGGAGCUCUCUGCAUGAUGGCUUCUAAGCUGGUCUACGAGAAUGAAGCUUACGUUACACAAACUGUCAAUCAUGUCUGGAAGAUGGAGCUGUUGGGGUUUUUCAACUUUUGGAAUGACUAUCAAGAAAAAUUCUCAACACAAGCGUUCAUGAUGCGGGAUAAAAAUGCUGAUCACGACACCAUCAUCGUGUCCUUCAGAGGCACAGAGCCCUUCAAUGCAGACGACUGGAGCUCCGACUUUGACAUCUCUUGGUACGAGAUUCAGGGGAUCGGUAAAAUCCACGGCGGAUUUAUGAAAGCUCUUGGCUUACACAAAUCCAUUGGAUGGCCCAAGGAAAUAGACCCACAACAGCAAAGACGUCCUUUAGCUUACUACACCAUCAGAGAGAAGCUAAGGGAAGUUCUGAAAGAAAAUGAGCGAACAAGGUUUGUAGUGACUGGACAUAGCUUGGGCGGUGCUCUGGCCAUCCUGUUUCCUUUUAUUUUGGUGUUCCACGAGGAAAAGUUACUGCUGGAAAGAUUAGAAGGAGUGUACACAUUCGGACAACCUCGGGUUGGAGACGGGGAAUUCGGAGAAUUCAUGAUGAAAUCACUGUCGCAAUACAAGAUUCGGUACUACAGAUUUGUUUAUGGGUUCGACAUGGUCCCUCGGCUGCCCCUGGACGACAAGGCCUUGAUGUUCAAACACUUCGGACGCUGUAUUUAUUUCGACUGGAACUAUGUUGCGCAGAUUCUUGAAGAAGAGCCAUUCAAGAACUAUUUCUCGAUGAUGGGAGCAGUGAUGAUGCGAACUCGUGCAUUCAUGGAGUUGGGAAGAAGCUUACUAAUUGUAUUGAUAAAGGGAAGGGAGUACAAGGAAGGAGUGCCUUUGAGAAUGAUGAGGAUGUUUGGAUUGUUUGUGCCUGGAGUUAAUGCUCAUUGCCCUCAAGAUUAUGUCAACUCAACUCGGUUGGGUACCAAAGGCUUCCUCGUUUCUCCUCCCUAAAGGCAGUAGGAGGAUGUGAAGACUGAAUGGGUUCCUUCUCAUAAAUGAAACGGAAAUAAUAAGUGUUAUGUUAAAUAAUAAGUGUGAUGAAAUGAAUAUGAUUCCAAUAAAUGUAACUGAAUAAGGAGCCCUACUUGGGUACGUAGGAAGUCUUUAUGUUUCUUAAAUUAUUAUGUUAUGUUCAAGUGUUUGUGUGUUGUUGCUAUUUAUGCUUCAAAACACAUUUCAAUGUUUCAUUUUGUUGGUUUGUUCUUGGAA